AUGCUUUCGUCGGUUGUGUCGUCAUUCUCGGGAAUGGAGUUCAUGGAUAUCAAAGUUGUAAAGAGCACGGGUGAGGCACAGGGCGUGGCGUUCGUGAAAUUUGACUGCGAGACAAACGCUGCCCAGGCAGCGCUGCAGCUUCACCAAAUGGAGCUGCCCCUCGGCUCUGGCAAGUUUCUACAAGCGAUUGUCAUUUUGGCGCCAAGUCUGUUCACUACCACGCACGGCGGCAAUUCAAUCGGCACCAACGACUCCAUGCGUCUGGAUCACUCGUCCAGUGAACGUGUCGUGACGGGGUGCUCGGAAGAUGUCGACUUGCGUGCAGUGGAGGCGCGUUUCGCGCACCUGAUGCGAAGCACGGAGCACUCAAGGGAAGGGGGUUAUUUCCCGCAGUACUCGAUGACUUCGCCCAGAGAAGUCGUACCAAACGACAGCUACCCACCGUCUCACUCAGCCGGGUUUCAUACUUCCAUGGGAAUGUCGGCGGGGGUCGAGUACUACCCGAUGCAGCUUGUGCCGUAUCCUCCAGCCCCCCAGCAACCUUUCCAGCCGUAUGCAAACUAUGGAGGCCCAGCGAACUACCAACAGGUGCCACAGCAUCAAAGUUUCGGAGGAAGUGCGCCUGGGUGGAUGAGUGCACCACAGCCACCGUACUAUCAAGGAGGAGCCCCGCAGUAUCCGUUCUCGUGCGCGCCAGAGCAAGAAAUGGCGUUCCCUGUCGUCGAUAACAGUAGCAGCGUACCAUUAAAUAAUGGCGACGCGUAUGCUGUUCCCCCGAAGCCUCGCUCAGCACGCUCAUCGUCGGAGCAAAUGGACAUCGAGGACGGCGCCAGCAGCUGCAGCAGCCAAGCUUCCUCCUCUAUUCACGUUUCGACCAGCGAACCGCUAGAGCUGGUGACUUUGGUCAAUGCCCUCCAAGAGUGUCCAGGAGUAGUGUCAUUUACGAAAGACGCCAGCGCCGCGGCUGACUUGACUGGGUACAUGGUGGACUUCGCCAACGAGGCUCAGGCGCUUGACGCAGUUCGUAAGUUGGAUGGAUCGCUGUGUGGGGGACAGACACUUCGGGUUGCGAAGUCAACAUCGACAAGGCAACGAGGAGCUGGAGGUGGAGGUAAAGCUCGCUCGGGAUCUGGGCGUCGAAAGCGACAGCGUGUUGAUCCAAGGAGCCGAAAAUGA
Messenger RNA from Phytophthora sojae, 1176 nucleotides. RefSeq lists its product as hypothetical. The transcript has a single exon. Gene Ontology annotation, molecular function: nucleic acid binding. The record is from RefSeq and is a predicted model, not a curated record. The coding region runs from base 1 to 1176 and encodes 391 amino acids. NCBI's taxonomy places the organism in Eukaryota, Oomycota, Peronosporomycetes, Peronosporales, Peronosporaceae.